This is a messenger RNA of Triticum dicoccoides, 906 nucleotides long. RefSeq lists its product as uncharacterized. The coding region runs from base 33 to 692 and encodes 219 amino acids. The record is from RefSeq and is a predicted model, not a curated record. NCBI's taxonomy places the organism in Eukaryota, Viridiplantae, Streptophyta, Magnoliopsida, Poales, Poaceae. The transcript has 2 exons.
UCUGCCGAAAGUUCUUGAUUUUCCUAGGAGCUAUGGAUCCUAAUGGCUCCUAUCCUAACAGAGUCAGAUCCACUGAAAGUGAAUCCAAUGUAGCCCUAUCAGCACUACCACCAAACUUGCCUGAUGCACAAAUUACUCCUUUAUCCAUGGCCAACACCCAUAAUUCUAAUCCCAACCAUAGGGAAAUCAUUGAGAACCAGCCAGAAAUGUUAUUGCACCAAGCUUUCUUGUCAAAUCCUAUUAGGAACUACUUUGGUUCAUCAGAUCUAAGGAGGAUAUUGUCCAUGGAGUCUCCAUCAGUCACAUCCUUACUCCAAGGAGAUCCCGUUGCCGUUGUUCAUGCCCACCUUAAUACUAUUGGAGCAACAGAUGAUGGUCCAAUCUUUGGGAUCCCCACCACCCAUGUCAUCGAGGAGCAACAAAAUAUACCACAUAGAGUGCUAACCCAUGAUGCUACUGAUGGUGUACCUACCCCUCUUGCUCCAUUCAUGGCAUCCCCACAUGGCCUCAGAGAAGACAAGACUCAUAUAGGUGGCCCAAAUGUCGUUACCGAAAGUGUUAUUGUGCAUGAUUCUACGAGCUUACGUAAGUACAAAUGCAAGAUUUGUGAUCGCAAGUUCAACUCAUAUCAAGCCUAUGGUGGUCACAUGAAGUUCCAUAGUAUAGAAAGGAAGAAAAGGUUACAAAGUUGAUCUUCCCAGCUAGCCAGACAUCCCAUGAUUAUGAAUCUUGGGACAAAUAUUUCUACUAGCGCUAAAAUGGAUGAAAGCACAGAGGUUCUAUCGCAAGUGGAGAAAGUCAUUACGGUUUAUUUACUUUUAGAAAUAAGAGAUCAAUAAAAUAGCAUAGGAUUGGAAAAAUUGUUCUGUGGAUGUGAAAGAAUAUAACUUUCUUUGCUUGCAUCAU